AUGGAAGUGGAUGAGGUGGCGCUUAGAGUUCCCUUGAGUAAAUACGAAAUGACUGAUUUACAGGGGCCAGGAGUGCAAUCCAUUCCGCAAAAUGUCUUAGAAGAAAAAGCCCGUAAAUGGAAGCAGCUCCAAUCCAAAAGAUAUGCUGAAAAGCGUAAAUUCGGAGUUAUCGAUAAUCAGAAGGAGGAAAUGCCUCCAGAGCAUGUUCGAAAGAUCAUUCGUGAUCAUGGAGACAUGAGCUCUAGGAAAUACCGUCAUGAUAAGCGUGUAUAUCUGGGUGCUUUGAAAUACAUGCCCCAUGCCGUAUUGAAGUUGUUAGAAAAUAUGCCUAUGCCAUGGGAACAAAUCAGAGAUGUUAAAGCACUUUAUCACAUCACUGGUGCGAUCACUUUUGUGAAUGACAUUCCUCGUGUUAUUGAACCUGUAUAUAUUGCUCAAUGGGGAACAAUGUGGAUCAUGAUGAGAAGAGAAAAGCGUGAUCGUAGGCAUUUCAAGAGAAUGCGCUUUCCACCCUUUGAUGAUGAAGAACCCCCAUUGGAUUACGCUGAUAAUAUCUUAGAUGUAGAGCCUCUAGAGCCUAUAAAAAUGGAUUUGGAUGAUGUUGAAGAUCACUCUGUAGUGGAAUGGUUCUAUGAUCACAAACCUUUAGCUAGCACUAGAUUUGUGAAUGGAGAGACCUAUAGAAAAUGGGCAUUCAGUAUCCCCAUGAUGUCUAAUCUGUACAGAUUAGCCAAUCAAUUGUUAUCAGACUUACCGGAUGAGAAUUACUUUUAUUUAUUCGAUCUCAAGUCUUUCUUCACCGCCAAAGCCUUGAAUAUUGCCAUUCCAGGAGGUCCAAAGUUUGAACCUUUGGUUAAAGAUGUUAAUCAUGAUGAAGACUGGAAUGAGUUCAACGAUAUCAACAAAGUUAUCAUUCGUGCCCCUAUUCGUACCGAAUAUAGAAUCGCGUUCCCAUUCAUGUAUAAUAAUUUGGUGAAUUCUCUCCCUGUGCAAGUAUCUUGGUAUCAUUUCCCCUCGGUCGUAUAUAUCAAAACUGAAGAUCCCGAUUUACCAGCGUUUUACUUUGAUCCUAUUAUUAAUCCCAUAUCCGUUAGUUCUCUAGCUAGGACUGAAGAAAUUUUGCCAGAAGAUGAAGAACUCGAUUCCUGGGAGUUACCUGACACUGUCACGCCAAUCUUCACGGAAGUCCCGUUAUACACGGACAAUACUGGUAACGGAAUCGCUUUGCUGUGGGCUCCAAGACCUUUCAACAUGCGCUCUGGAAGGACCCGCAGAGCUAUCGACGUACCGCUUGUUAAGGCUUGGUACAGAGAGCAUUGUCCAGCAGGAAUGCCUGUCAAAGUUCGUGUCUCAUAUCAAAAACUUCUGAAGGUAUUCGUUCUGAACGCUCUGAAGCAUAGACCACCAAAACCACAGAAGAGAAGAUAUCUGUUCCGCUCUUUCAAAUCAACCAAGUUCUUCCAAACAACCACUCUUGAUUGGGUUGAAGCCGGACUUCAAGUUCUUAGACAAGGUUACAACAUGUUGAAUCUACUUAUUCAUCGUAAGAACUUGAACUAUCUUCACUUGGAUUACAAUUUCAAUCUCAAGCCUGUGAAAACACUUACCACCAAAGAAAGAAAGAAGUCUAGAUUCGGUAACGCUUUCCAUUUGUGUCGUGAAAUUCUUCGAUUAACUAAAUUGGUUGUUGAUGCACACGUUCAAUACAGAUUGAAUAACGUUGACGCGUACCAGCUUGCUGAUGGCUUGCAAUACAUCUUUUCUCACGUCGGUCAACUGACUGGAAUGUACAGAUACAAAUAUAAGCUGAUGAGACAGGUCCGAAUGUGCAAAGACUUGAAGCAUGUGAUCUAUUAUCGUUUCAAUACUGGGCCAGUCGGUAAAGGUCCAGGUUGCGGUAUCUGGGCUCCUGGUUGGAGAGUUUGGCUCUUCUUCUUGAGAGGAAUCACACCUUUACUGGAGAGAUGGUUAGGAAAUUUGUUGUCCAGACAGUUCGAAGGAAGACACUCUAAGGGAGUUGCUAAGACUGUUACUAAGCAGAGAGUUGAAUCGCAUUUCGAUCUUGAAUUGAGAGCUGCCGUCAUGCACGAUAUUCUUGAUAUGAUGCCUGAGGGUAUCAAGCAGAAUAAGGCUAGAGUCAUUUUGCAGCAUUUGAGUGAAGCUUGGAGAUGUUGGAAGGCUAAUAUUCCUUGGAAGGUACCUGGUCUACCAACUCCGGUAGAAAACAUGAUUCUCAGAUACGUUAAAGCUAAGGCUGAUUGGUGGACUAACUCUGCUCAUUACAAUCGUGAAAGAGUACGCAGAGGAGCAACAGUUGACAAAACUGUUUGUAAGAAAAAUUUGGGUAGAUUGACUCGUUUGUAUCUCAAGUCCGAACAAGAAAGACAGCACAAUUACUUGAAAGACGGUCCGUAUGUAUCUGCUGAAGAAGCUGUUGCCAUCUAUACAACUACUGUUCAUUGGCUGGAAUCACGUAGAUUCUCACCUAUUCCUUUCCCUCCCUUGUCAUACAAGCACGAUACUAAACUUCUUAUCUUGGCUCUUGAACGUCUGAAAGAGGCUUACAGUGUUAAGAAUCGGCUCAACCAGUCUCAGAGAGAAGAGUUGGCUUUGAUUGAACAAGCUUAUGACAAUCCUCAUGAGGCUCUUUCACGUAUCAAAAGACAUAUGCUUACUCAGAGAGCUUUCAAGGAAGUCGGAAUUGAGUUCAUGGAUUUGUAUACUCAUUUGAUCCCUGUUUAUGACAUUGAACCCUUGGAAAAAGUGACUGAUGCUUACCUCGAUCAAUACUUGUGGUACGAAGCUGAUAAGAGACGACUUUUCCCUGCUUGGGUAAAACCAGCUGAUACGGAGCCACCUCCAUUGUUAGUUUAUAAGUGGUGUCAAGGUGUUAAUAAUUUGCAAGAUGUUUGGGGAACCAAUGAUGGAGAAUGCAAUGUUGUACUGGAAUCCAAAUUGGAGAAAGUUGCCGAGAAGAUGGAUCUUACUCUAUUGAACAGAUUGCUCAGACUUAUCGUUGAUCACAAUAUUGCUGAUUAUAUGACUGCUAAAAACAACGUUCUUAUUAAUUAUAAGGAUAUGAACCACACAAACUCUUUCGGUAUCAUCCGUGGUUUGCAGUUCGCUUCUUUCAUUGUUCAAUAUUACGGACUCGUUUUGGAUCUGUUAGUUCUUGGUUUGAGAAGAGCUGCGGAACUUGCUGGACCUCCUCAGUGUCCAAAUGAGUUUUUGACUUUCCAGGAUAUUGCGACUGAAACUGCUCAUCCUAUUCGCUUGUACUGCAGAUACAUGGAUCGUGUAUGGAUUAUGUUCAGAUUCCAAGCUGAUGAAGCCCGAGAUCUCAUUCAACGCUAUCUUACCGAGCAUCCUGAUCCAAACAACGAGAACAUUGUUGGUUAUAACAACAAGAAGUGCUGGCCUAGAGAUGCAAGAAUGAGACUAAUGAAGCAUGACGUCAAUCUUGGAAGAGCCGUAUUCUGGGAUAUUAAGAAUCGUCUGCCAAGAUCUAUUACCACAAUCGAAUGGGAAGGUUCAUUCGUAUCUGUUUACAGCAAGGACAAUCCAAACUUGCUGUUCGAUAUGGCAGGGUUCGAAUGUCGUAUUCUUCCUAAAUGCAGAACUUCUAAUGAAGAAAUCACAAAUAGAGAUGGUGUCUGGAACUUACAGAAUGAAGUUACGAAGGAAAGAACUGCUCAGUGUUUCUUGAAGGUCGACGAAGAUUCAAUGUCAAAGUUCCACAACAGAAUUCGACAAAUCUUGAUGUCUUCUGGAUCUACAACAUUUACUAAGAUUGUUAAUAAGUGGAAUACAGCUCUCAUUGGGUUGAUGACCUAUUUCCGUGAAGCAGUAGUCAACACUCAAGAACUGUUGGAUCUUCUCGUCAAAUGUGAGAACAAAAUUCAAACAAGAAUCAAGAUAGGGUUGAAUUCAAAAAUGCCUGCUAGAUUCCCCCCUGUCGUUUUUUACACCCCUAAGGAAAUCGGUGGAUUAGGAAUGUUAUCUAUGGGACAUGUUCUCAUCCCUCAGUCCGAUCUUAGAUGGAUGCAACAAACAGAUGCUGGUGGAAUUACACAUUUCCGUUCAGGAAUGACACAUGAUGAAGAUCAGCUUAUUCCUAAUUUGUACAGAUACAUUCAACCUUGGGAAGCCGAAUUUAUUGACUCUCAAAGAGUUUGGGCUGAGUAUGCUUUGAAGAGACAAGAAGCUAAUGCUCAGAAUAGAAGAUUGACUCUUGAAGAUUUGGAUGACUCGUGGGAUAGAGGAAUCCCUCGUAUCAACACUCUCUUCCAAAAGGAUCGUCACACUUUGGCUUACGAUAAGGGGUGGAGAGUUCGAACAGAAUUCAAGGCUUAUCAAAUCUUGAAACAAAAUCCAUUCUGGUGGACUCAUCAACGUCACGACGGAAAGUUGUGGAAUCUCAAUAACUAUCGUACCGAUAUGAUUCAAGCUCUUGGUGGUGUAGAAGGAAUUCUUGAGCACACCCUGUUCCGAGGAACCUAUUUCCCCACAUGGGAAGGAUUGUUCUGGGAGAGAGCAUCAGGAUUCGAAGAGUCUAUGAAGUUCAAGAAAUUGACUAACGCUCAGAGAUCUGGUUUGAAUCAAAUUCCUAACAGAAGAUUCACUCUCUGGUGGUCGCCUACAAUCAACAGAGCUAACGUAUACGUUGGUUUCCAAGUACAGUUGGAUUUGACUGGUAUUUUCAUGCAUGGUAAAAUCCCUACAUUGAAAAUUUCGUUGAUUCAAAUCUUCCGUGCCCAUUUAUGGCAGAAGAUCCACGAGUCUGUUGUUAUGGAUCUUUGUCAAGUUUUCGAUCAAGAGUUGGAUGCUUUGGAGAUCCAAACAGUCCAGAAAGAAACAAUCCAUCCAAGGAAGUCUUAUAAGAUGAACAGUUCUUGUGCUGAUAUCUUGCUUUUCGCUCAGUACAAGUGGAAUGUUUCAAGACCAUCUUUGAUGGCAGACAGCAAGGACGUCAUGGACAAUACUACUACACAAAAGUACUGGUUGGAUGUACAGCUUCGUUGGGGAGAUUACGAUUCUCACGACAUUGAAAGAUAUGCUCGUGCUAAAUUCUUAGACUACACAACUGAUAAUAUGUCAAUCUAUCCUUCACCUACGGGAUUGCUCAUUGCUAUGGAUCUGGCAUAUAAUCUCUACAGUGCUUAUGGUAAUUGGUUCCCUGGAAUGAAGCCAUUGAUUCGUCAGGCUAUGGCUAAGAUUAUCAAAGCCAAUCCUGCCUUUUAUGUAUUACGUGAAAGAAUUAGAAAGGGAUUGCAGCUCUACAGUUCUGAACCAACUGAACCUUAUCUUACUAGUCAAAACUACGGAGAGUUGUUCAGUAACCAAAUCAUCUGGUUCGUGGAUGACACAAAUGUGUACAGAGUAACCAUCCACAAAACGUUUGAAGGAAACUUGACAACUAAGCCCAUUAACGGAGCUAUUUUCAUUUUCAAUCCUCGAACAGGACAGCUUUUCUUGAAGAUCAUUCAUACAUCUGUAUGGGCCGGUCAAAAACGUUUGAGUCAGUUGGCUAAAUGGAAAACAGCUGAAGAAGUAGCUGCUUUGAUUAGAUCUCUCCCAGUUGAAGAACAACCUCGACAAAUUAUUGUAACCAGAAAGGCUAUGUUGGAUCCUCUCGAAGUCCAUCUUCUUGAUUUCCCCAACAUUGUCAUCAAGGGAUCUGAAUUGAUGUUGCCAUUCCAAGCUAUCAUGAAGGUAGAGAAGUUCGGAGAUCUCAUUUUGAAAGCUACUGAGCCCCAAAUGGUGUUGUUCAACCUGUACGAUGAUUGGCUGAAGACAAUCUCCAGUUAUACAGCGUUCUCAAGAGUUAUUCUCAUCAUGAGAGGUAUGCAUAUUAAUCCUGAUAAAACUAAGGUAAUAUUGAAACCCGAUAAAACUACCACAACUGAGCCUCAUCAUAUCUGGCCUACAUUGAAAGAUGAAGAUUGGAUUAAAGUAGAGUUAUCCCUCAAGGAUAUGAUCUUGGCUGAUUACGGAAAGAAGAAUAACGUGAAUGUUGCUUCUCUGACGCAAUCAGAAGUCCGUGAUAUCAUUCUUGGUAUGGAGAUCAGUGCUCCUAGUCAACAACGUCAGCAAAUUGCUGACAUUGAAAAACAAACUAAAGAACAGAGCCAGGUGACGGCUACUACAACCAGAACAGUAAACAAACAUGGUGACGAAAUUAUCACCGCUACCACGUCUAACUAUGAAACACAAACCUUUGCUAGUCGAACUGAGUGGCGCGUAAGAGCUAUUUCAGCUACCAAUCUCCAUUUGAGAACUCAACAUAUUUAUGUAAAUUCGGAUGAUGUGAAAGAGUCUGGGUACACUUACAUUUUACCCAAGAAUGUGUUGAAAAAAUUCAUAACAAUUUCUGAUCUUCGUACACAGAUUGGUGGAUUUAUGUAUGGAGUUUCUCCAGCUGAUAACCCACAAGUUAAAGAAAUUCGGUGCAUUGUCCUGGUACCUCAAACCGGUAAUCAUCAACAAGUUCAACUGCCCGGUCAACUCCCACAACAUGAGCUUUUGAAUGAUCUAGAACCACUUGGAUGGAUUCAUACCCAACCAAAUGAGUUACCCCAACUUUCUCCUCAGGAUGUUACUGCACAUGCUAAGAUUUUAACUGAAAACUCAUCUUGGGACGGAGAAAAAACUGUCAUCAUCACAUGCAGUUUCACUCCUGGCUCAGUAUCUUUGACAGCAUACAAGCUUACACCCUCUGGAUACGAAUGGGGCAGAGCUAACACAGAUAGAGGAAAUAAUCCUAAGGGAUAUAUGCCCACACAUUACGAAAAAGUACAAAUGCUGCUUUCUGAUAGGUUCCUUGGAUACUUCAUGGUUCCAAGUAACGGUGUUUGGAAUUACAACUUCCAAGGUCAACGAUGGGCUACUUCAAUGAAAUAUGACAUUGCAUUGGCGAACCCGAAAGAAUAUUAUCAUGAGGAUCAUAGACCCGUACACUUCCAUAAUUUCAAAUCUUUUGAUGAUCCGUUGGGUAUUGCUAUGGCAGAUCGUGAGGAUAGUUUCUCAUGA
This is a messenger RNA of Auanema sp. JU1783, 7029 nucleotides long. The record is from the annotation of a GenBank genome assembly. NCBI's taxonomy places the organism in Eukaryota, Metazoa, Nematoda, Chromadorea, Rhabditida, Rhabditidae.